Molecule: messenger RNA, 1713 nt
Organism: Lathyrus oleraceus (garden pea)
Lineage: Eukaryota; Viridiplantae; Streptophyta; Magnoliopsida; Fabales; Fabaceae
Exons: 3
Coding region: 1-1713 (570 amino acids)
Source: RefSeq, a predicted model, not a curated record
AUGGGUCAUCAUGUCUUUUUACCGACGAGUCAUGCGUGGAGGUCAAAUAAAAGGUCCUUUAAUGGAAGGAAAGAACUUAGGUCUGCACCUUCUUUGUUAAAAGGAACAGAAAUUAUCGAAACCUUAAAAGAUUUUGAGAAUGAAUUUGGUAAAAAAAAGAAGAAGAAAAGAGAUGGUCCAUGGAAGAAGAAGUCAAUAUUUUUUGAGUUACCUUAUUGGGAUGAGAAUACAUUACGUCAUAAUCUUGAUGUGAUGCACAUUGAAAAAAAUAUAUUUGAUAAUAUUAUUGGGACUCUUUUAGACAUACCAGGGAAGACAAAAGAUCAUGUUAAUGCUCGUUAUGAUUUGAAAGAUAUGGGAAUUAGAAAGAAGCUUCAUCCAAAAGAGAUUAGUGGAGGUCGUGCAGUGAUUGCAAAAUCUUGUUUUUCAAUGAGUGAACAUGAAAAGACUAUUUUUUGCAGUGUUUUGAAGGCUUCCAAAUUUCCAGAUGGGACUGCAUCAAACAUUUCAAAGUGUGUGCAUAUUAGUAAUAAGAAAGUAUUUGGCUACAAGAGUCAUGACACACAUUUCAUGUUACAUUACUUAUUACAAGUAGCAGUAAGAGGAACCUUCCCAAAUGUAGUGGCUGAACCUCUAAUUCACUUAGGGUCAUUUUUUCGCGCUUUGUGUAGAAAAGUUAUCCAAGAGAAAGAUUUGAAUUUCUUAGAAGUUGAGAUCGCAGAUAUUCUCUAUCAAAUGGAGAUGAUUUUUCCUCCAAGUUUUUUUGAUAUAAUGGUUCAUCUUCCUAUUCAUUUGGCAAAUGAAGUUAGAUUGGGCGGUUCGAUUCAAUUUCGAUGGAUGUAUCCCACUGAAAGAAACUUAUGUGGGAAGAAAAAUGGUAAACCAUUUUUUCUAGAUUCAGCUACAAAAGCCCAAGCCCAUCGAUACGUUUUGUUCAAUUGUGAUGAAGUUAACACAUUCAUCAGGGAGCAUGAUGAUAUUGUCAGUAGUCAAACUAAAGGACGUAGGUGGGUCAAGGCCAAAACCCAAAGUCACGAUUUUAGUGAAUGGUUUAAAACUCGAGCCUUGAAAGAUGAUGUAUCAAUUCAGCUACAAGAUUUCUCUAGAGGUCCAUGUGAUACAGCAAAGAGGUUUUUAAGUUACCUCAUUAAUGGAUAUAGAUUCCAUACAAUGAAACGAGAUGCAAGACGCAAAACUCAAAAUUCAGAUGUAACUUUGGUUUCAUUGACUCCAAGUUUUGCAAGCUCUAAGAAUGAAAAUCCUAAGAUAGAAGCUGUCACUUAUUAUGGAGCAAUUGGAGAUAUAAUUGAGUUAGACUAUUACUCUCAAUUCAGCUUUGUGUUGUUUAAAUGUGAUUGUUUCGAGGUAAAAGAAGACAAAUAUGGGCUUACUUGUGUAUAUUUCAACAAAAAAAGUUACCAAAAUGAUUCUUUUGUUCUGCCAUCUCAAGUGCAUCAAAGUUUCUAUGUCCAAGAUCCACUUGAUGCAAGCAGACAAUAUGUCAUGAAAACAGAUCCUAGAGAUUUAUAUAGUAUGGGUGACCUAUCAGAUUCAAUGGUCCAAGAAUCUUAUCAAAGUGAUCAUUUUGAUGGUGAACUUAAUUGGGUUAGGGAAGAUAUACCUGGAAUAAUUGUUGAUAAGCCUCCACCUUUUAUGCAAGAGACAAUAUAUGAAGAUGAUUCUGAUUUUGACAAUACUGUGUUAGACCAGUAA